CCGGAAAAACUACAGCUCCAAUAAUGCAACCUGGCCACACAGGCAGCAGGCUUGACCGAGCAGUCCUGCAGCUGCAGAAAGUUAGUUUUGGGGAAGGGGAAGCAUUGAAUAAUCAUAGAAAAGAAGCGGACUGGCGUUGAUAGGAAGCAGCAUGUCUGAAUAUCCCGCCUUCCAGUAUGGCAAGUCUCGUUUCGACCAGAACACGUUUUUUGGUCGGUUCAGACACUUCCUGGAUGUGAUAGACCCCAGCACACUCCUCGUGACAGAGAAACGCCUGCAGGAGUGUGUCGAGCUGCUUGAGUGUUUCAAGCGAGGAAAUCUGCCCCCAGGAGUGACAGAUGCUCAGCUUUGGCAAGCCCAGAAAAUAAAGCAGGCCGUCAUCCACCCCGACACAGGGGAGAAGAUCUUGAUGCCUUUUCGGAUGUCAGGUUUUGUCCCGUUUGGCACACCAGUGGUUGUUGGCCUCCUCCUCCCUAACCAAACACUGGUGUCCACCGUCUUCUGGCAGUGGUUGAACCAGAGUCACAAUGCCUGUGUUAACUACUGUAACCGAAAUGCCUCCAAGCCAGCUCCAGCUUCCAAAUUCCUGCAGGGAUACCUUGGGGCAGUUACCAGUGCCGUGUCCAUUGCUGUUGGUUUAAAUGUUUUAAUCCAGAGAGCAAGCCACUUCAGCCCAACCACCAGGCUUUUGGUGCAGAGGUUCAUCCCCUUCCCAGCAGUGGCGAGUGCAAAUGUCUGCAACGUGGUGCUCAUGAGACACUGUGAGCUGUCAGAGGGCAUCAGUGUGCUCGACAACAACGGGAACGUGGUGGGAACAUCAAAAGUAGCUGCCAGGCAUGCGCUUUUAGAGACAGCUCUGACCAGAGUAGUCAUGCCCAUGCCGAUCCUGGUGCUUCCUCCCUUGAUCAUGUCUGCACUGGAAAAGCUCCCUCUCCUGCAGAGACAUCGGAGGCUCGUCCUGCCUGUCCACAGUCUCGUGUGUCUCGCUGCCUUCGGCCUGGCUCUGCCACUAGCCAUCAGUUUGUUUCCACAGAUGUCAGAGAUCAGUGUAAAUCAGCUGGAGCCAGAGAUCGCCAGGGCAACAGAUUGUAAGAUUGUGACAUACAAUAAAGGACUUUGAUCGAUCAGUACCAACCAAAAUGUGAAGAUGGAACGCUCUGCUCUUAGUGGUACAAACCAGCCGAGGCUGCCAGGGAAUUAAUUGUGGUAAAUUUGGCUGCUGCAGUGGCUUCAGCGCACAUUUGGACAACAACAGCUGAUAUGAAGAAUCAGCAGUAACAGUGAUAAGAAAAUAUAUAUCACAACACAAGGAGACAAUGCCAAAUAACUGUAGCAGUCAGAAAGAGGGUAACAGCCUGGUUAGGUUGAGUAGUUAGGUUAGCUAUACUCAUAAGCUUGCAGUUUUUUCCACAAUGAAGAGAUCACUAACUAAAGAUCAGUUUAAAUCAGGGUGGAUGGAUGGAUGGAUAACAGGCAGAUUGAAGCGGCUGGGCAGGACGUGUCUAAAUCAAAGUGUAAAUACUGUGAAUGAAAUUAUGAUGCCUUUUUUGCUUGUUUAAUACAAAAGCUUCCGACAUUUUUUGCUUUUGACCCUUAAAUAUGAAUCAGUAACUUGCCAUGUGUGUCUAUGACCUGGAAGUAUUUUACUCAAGGUGGGAAGAAGAAAGCUGCAAAGAUGAAAGAAAAUCAGAAACUUUCUGGAUCUAAAUGAUUAUUUCUGCCCUCACUUUAAUUCCCGUGACUCAUGUUUGGAAGCACUGAUUUGUAUGUAUUUCUAAAAUAGUUCUAAUGUGAAUUAUCAGAUAGUAAGAAAGUUGCAGUUUUGGUUCUGAGUGAAAGCUAAAACUUUAUAAUUAGGCAAAUAUUGUAUAGAUACAAAUAAAA
This is a messenger RNA of Archocentrus centrarchus (flier cichlid), 1884 nucleotides long. RefSeq names its product sideroflexin 5a (gene sfxn5a). NCBI's taxonomy places the organism in Eukaryota, Metazoa, Chordata, Actinopteri, Cichliformes, Cichlidae. The transcript has 14 exons. Gene Ontology annotation, cellular component: mitochondrial inner membrane. The coding region runs from base 152 to 1120 and encodes 322 amino acids. Gene Ontology annotation, molecular function: monoatomic ion transmembrane transporter activity; citrate transmembrane transporter activity. The record is from RefSeq and is a predicted model, not a curated record. Gene Ontology annotation, biological process: citrate transport; mitochondrial transmembrane transport; monoatomic ion transport.